Lacerta agilis (Sand lizard) is the source of this 1640-nucleotide messenger RNA. Its product is annotated as serpin B10-like. Gene Ontology annotation, biological process: negative regulation of endopeptidase activity. Gene Ontology annotation, molecular function: serine-type endopeptidase inhibitor activity. NCBI's taxonomy places the organism in Eukaryota, Metazoa, Chordata, Lepidosauria, Squamata, Lacertidae. The transcript is spliced from 8 exons. The record is from RefSeq and is a predicted model, not a curated record. The coding region runs from base 173 to 1423 and encodes 416 amino acids.
UCCAUAGGAUCACAGCCUUAGGGCAAAUGCAUAUUGCAUCACAGCUACUGAGGAAAGUUUCCCUGGGAGUGGUGAGAAAUCCUAUAUAAUCAGCCUGACUUGCACUUAGAUUUACACUUGGGUGAAGAGAGUCCUUGCUUUACUAGCUGGAUUAAACGAGGUUUAAAUAGCAAUGGAGGAACUGAGUACAGCCAAUGGUGGUUUUGCCAUUGAUUUUUUCAAACAAGUGUGCAAGGCUCAAAGCAACAAAAACAUCCUAUUCUCACCAUGGAGUAUCUCGUCUGUUAUGGCCACACUGUACCUUGGGGCCCAAGGCCAUACUGCAGAGCAGAUAGCAGAGGUGCUUCACUUUAACAAAUCCGGGAGAAGUGAGGCUGCCCAUGCUAUGAGAUACCCACGAGUGUACUCCAAAAUGGAGGAGCUAUUGAAUCAUCCCUGCAUCGCUAUUCGGAAGCCCCCUCCUGAAACAUCAAGCAACAUACAUUCAAGAUUCCUGGAACUUAGUCAAGAAAUCAACAAACCUACAAAGCAUUUUCUGCUUCGAAGUGUCAACCAGCUAUAUGGAGACAAAUCGGUGCCUCUCCAAAAAGAAUUCAUAUUGUCAAUGAAGAAAUACUAUAAUGCAGAGCCACAAACAGUAAACUUUCAAGAAGCUGCGGAAGAAGUCAGAAAAGAGAUCAAUUCUUGGGUUGAACGCCAGACAGAAGGUAAAAUACAGAAUCUGUUGAAUGAGGGGUCUAUUGAUUCACUUACCCAGCUGAUCUUGGUAAAUGCUCUGUACUUCAGAGGUAACUGGGCAAAGACAUUUAAGAAAAAAGAUACAACAGAGCAGCCCUUCAGACUUAACAAGCGAACAAGUAAGCCGGUGAAGAUGAUGUUCCAGCACGGUAACUUCCAUUGGAACUACAUAAAAGAAGUGAAGACUCAGAUUCUUGAGCUCCAAUAUGUCAACAAUGACCUCAGCAUGUUUAUACUCCUCCCUGAUGACAUCACUGAUGACACCACUGGCCUGGAAAUGCUAGAAAAGAAAUUGACUUACGAGGCCUUAUCCAAGUGGACCAGCCCAGAGGAAAUGGAAGAAAUUGAAGCAAAUGUCUAUCUUCCUAGGGCCCAGUUAGAAGAUCACUAUGAGUUAAAGGCAGCUUUGACCAGCAUGGGGAUAACAGAUGCCUUCACUGUAGGCCAAGCCAAUUUCACCGGAAUGUCUGAAAAAAGCAACCUGAUUUUGUCCCAAGUUUUCCACAAGUGCUUUGUUGACAUUAAUGAAGAAGGCACAGAGGCUGCUGCUUCGACAGGCGCCACUAUAGACGGGCGUAGUACCGCAGGUGCAACUUUGUUUGCAGCUGACCACCCUUUCCUCUUUUUCAUCCGGCAUAAUGAAACCAAAAGCAUCCUCUUCUGGGGCAGAUUCUGUUGCCCUUAAAGUAUUUCGGCUUUCUCUUAACAAACAGGAAGGAUCUUGCGGCAGCAGGAAUGUGGCACAACAGAGGAGGCACCGUUUCCCAAAGUUAUGCCUAAAUAUGGUGUUCUCGCCUGUCUUUCCUUUAUGCUUGCAGGGGGGACGCAUAUGGCCACAUGCUGACAUGUGCUCAGCAAGAAGACAACUCACUCUCAAACCAUGCAUAAAAUAGUCUCUAGGG